GUUUGAGGCGCGUGGUUUGUGUCUAGUGACACGACCACAAUCUCUAGGUCGUACAGUCUUCAGAGUGGUACAUUGUCUGUAGCUGGGGUGUGAACAGUGCAAAACAAUAUGCUGGACUCUAAGACGAAUAACUUUAGUGCUCUCGGGUUUCCCUACCCAAUUUAUGUGGUUGAUGUCUUGGAUAAAAAUUCAUUGGUUGUUGCUGGUGGUGGUGGCGCAGUAAAAACUGGUGUUCCGAACAGAAUUGACAUUGUCAACCUCUAUCGAAAUGAAAAAAAUGAUCCAACUCCUGUUGACUGCCAGCGUUCUGGAGGUUUGGACACAGGCACAGAAGCUGUUAUGAGUCUUACUGUCAUCACUCCUGGAGAUGGUGGUUACAUCGCGAGUUUGGAAGGCCAGAAGUGCGUAGAAUACAUAGCCCAUUCAAAAGUUAAUCUCGUGGACUCACCCUUAAAUUCAUCAAAUGUUGAGACCAAUGUGUCUUCUACUGACAAGACAGAUGAAAUAAGUUUGCGCAGAAGAAAAGGGGGAUCUGAGAAAACGGAUGAAUUAAAUAAAGCAGCGAUUUCUCCAGAAAAAAAUCCAGUGGAAAGUAGUCUUAGUGAAUCAAUACCUUUAGAGUGGGAAUUAACUAAGAUUCGUGAAUACACACUUAUGCAACAGGCUGCGUGUUCGGCUGAUGAUUCUGGCUCUGAGUCACCCUCAGGUUCUGUUCCGGCAAGUCUAUCAGGAACACCAACAUGUGUAGCACAUGGUGGUCCUGCUGGUACGUGGUUAGCUGUUGGCUCUGAUAAUGGCUCUGUAUUUCUAAUUAAUCGUUAUUCUCAUCAACAAGGAUGCCUUACCAAUGAACAACAGCUAGAUGAUCUCUCCUCCCAGUCAUUGAUCUUGUAUCCAGAUGUUAGUAGUGGCCUCUCCACUGGUGUUUGCAGUAUGGCUUUCUCUCAUCCACAUAUCAGUAGUUCUAGUGAUUCUACAACUUAUCCGCUACUAGCUACAAUAUGCGACAGACCUGAUUGGAGUACAUUGCGUGUAUGGCGUACUGAUGGUCGAUUUUCAAAAUCUUUUCUACCUUUGAGUGAUAUAACAUCAAUGCGUUCAUCAUCAGUAAAAGGUCAUCAACAAAUUAAAUCAAAAAUAUCAGUUUCUAAGCAAACUCUUGCAGAUGGUCGGGGUGUUCGAUUGAAAACAUUUCUUAAAAGUGUAGAUACUGAUGCCUAUGACAAUUCAUUUAAACUUCAAGAUCAAAUUUUAUUCAGUCAUUCAGUAGAAAAAUAUCCAUUCGCUAUUGCUUCUUGUAGUUCUUUAUCAUGUAACAGUACACCUCCACCCUCUCCAACUCCUGUUUCAACUGCAUCAGCAUCGGGUAAAGUAAGUGUCUGUCGUCAACACCUGCCACCGCCAGCUGGAUAUUGAAGUUCAGAUGACUGACCAGAGAGGAUAGACAACAGAUAACUCUGGGAACGAACCAACUAAGAACCUGUCGCCCAAUAAAUACCCAGAAGGGAAUGGAGAUGUACACACUGAGGAGACCUUGAUCGACAUCACAUAUAAGGUUGUUGACCGUUCAAAUUAUCGUUUCAGGCAUUGUCAAUUUAUGAAGUAUUCUAUCACACCUCAAGUUCCAACCGGUCACACCUUGUCUGCUACGAAUUCUAAGGAUGAAAAGAGUAAUAACGUUGAGUCUAUGUUAGUUACUACCCUUCAGCCUUUAUGCGCAAAUCGGCGAAGUUUUAGUCGUUUAAUUGUUUGGUCAGUUCCCCAUGCUUCUUCGUUGGGUUCUGAAACAACAGGUACUGGAAGAAUCCAUCAACCGGUUCAGCUUAAUGCCUUUGCAGAGAUUACUCUUCCUCAAGGACAUCUACCUGCUUGUUUGGCUGUUCAUCCUAGUCGGUCACGCGGUCUGAUUGCCGUGGGCACUAUGGAAGGACGUGUUGAUGUUUACUUGUGAGUUCUAUUACAUUGAUUUUUAAUAUACAGUGAAAACCAUUUGAUUGCCAGUUUUACACACUUCAUUAUAAUAUUUUUCUAGAGGCAUAUUUACAAUCAAAAGUGGUUAGUGACUGUCCUAAUGUGAAUAAACUGUACUGUUGCAUGGGUCAAAAGGUUUUAAGUGUCAAUAAAACCUCCCCUGUCCUAUCGAACUCCAAAUGCAGCCCCUUGCACAAAAAUUCAGCAGGUCAAGUCCUUACACACCGUAUAACACACAAAAGUAGAGGACUUUGAGCUAUGUUACCAACAGUCUACAAUCAUUGACUCGCAGCAUUUUGGGUACAUCAGGUAGCGUACACCACCCUAUAUGGCUGGCUAAAAACAGCAGUCAAAGAUGUGGUAGAUUAAUGCAGUGUUUCGAUUUGACCACCCGUAACCCUAUUCAAGCACACUCAGCAGUAUGCUCCGUCCUCCUUUAUGUUUGUGAGACAUGACCAUUGGAAGCGGGAAACAUGGAGAGGCUAGCUGUCUUUGAUCAUAGGUAUCCACGUUCUACCUUUUGUGUUAGGUGAUAUAAUAGGGUGAGUAAUAUUAAGGUUAGGCGUCGAGUGUUAGGUAAGGAGGGGAAAUCAAUCGACGAGGCUGUGAAAUCACAUCGACUGAGAUGGUUAGGAUAUGUAUUAGGCAUGCUGACUUUCUAUCAGGUUAGAAAGGAGCCAGGAGUGAUCACACUAAACUUCAGAAUCAAUCCAUGAAAUCUUUGACAGUUUGAACCACGUGGAGAAGUGCCUACUGCGUGAUUGGGGUCCUCAGAAUUUUAUAAAUUAAUGGCUGGGAACAAUUGUUGAUAUGGCUCACUGGCGCAAAUGCAUUUACUCUCUGUAAAAUGCCAUAUCCAAUAAAGGCGUACUGUUUCCCGAUGUUGCUAUUCUUUUCCACCUACAUUUCUGCUUAUUAUCAUCCUUUCGUAUCUCCCCCUUUUUCUCUUUUGUCUUCCUUUUGUAUGCUACAUUAAGUAUGGCAACUCAAACUGAUGUACUUCUUUGCAAAGUUCUAUGUUGAAAGCAGUCAGUUGGCCAUUCAGCCCAUUCUUAUCUCGUGAUAUGUUUCGACGAGGAAGAUAAUGAUUUGGCUGGUGUAACAUGUGUUCUCAUCAUCUCAUUCAAUACAGCCUCAAAACCAUAUUGAUUAAUUUACCCCCUUCACCUAACACUACGCCUAGUGUCAAUAUUAUUCACCAUAUGAUACUACCAACAGGAGAUAGAUAUGUGGCAUGCAUCUAUGGUUAGUGAUAAUUAGCCUCUUUAAGUCUUUCACUUUUAACAGCCACGUCCCACAGUUGUAAAGAGGGACAAAAUGAACUGCCGUUGAAUGCAUACGUGAUUUGUUCGGUAACCGGAUAAUAUGUCUAUGCGAGAGAUGUUUUCCGAAAACAGACUCUGUACGAAAUAAGGUUGCAGAGUAACUGAGUAUGUCUUUCAUGUGCUUCUUUAAUACUAACACUUACAUAGUCAUGCUAAAAUUAAGUGAAUUUUCAGACAGUUUUCUUAAGGGAACCUCACAUGGACUUCCAUCUAUUUUUCCUCAUACGGAUAGUCACUUGUUUAAGACUUACAUCGCUCAUUAAAUUGUCUGGCUAGCUGUGUGCUUAAGAUCCGGUAUUGGGUUAUCCUCCAGACAGGAUUUCUCAUAAUGGCUAUUAUCAUUAUUAUUAUUAUUUAAUAGAUUAAAGUUUUGCAAGUGGUGGUGCAAGUAGUGGUUAGUUUACUCUUAACUGAGUCUUCCUGCUUCCAUUUGAUGGUGGCAAUAUAUGCAGUCUUUUACUAAAAACUUAAUGGUCACACGUGGGUGAGUGGGCGAAUGAAUGAAAAAUGAAUGUCAAGUGUGUAUGUGGUUUUGAGUCGUAGAUCUGUGCAAUAUAUGUUAACAAGUUAUAUUCAAGUGUUGGUUUGUAGGGAUUUGAUUGGUUACAAGAUUUUCAUCAUGAGCUGACAUUAGUUAGAGAACCACUGGAAAACCUGGAAUAACUGGACAGCCCACUGGGUUCGAAUCCCCGUGGGUGCGUACUGCUGAAGAAUCC
This is a messenger RNA of Trichobilharzia szidati, 4012 nucleotides long. NCBI's taxonomy places the organism in Eukaryota, Metazoa, Platyhelminthes, Trematoda, Strigeidida, Schistosomatidae. The record is from the annotation of a GenBank genome assembly.